Molecule: messenger RNA, 816 nt
Organism: Sordaria macrospora k-hell
Lineage: Eukaryota; Fungi; Ascomycota; Sordariomycetes; Sordariales; Sordariaceae
Biological process (GO): regulation of transcription by RNA polymerase II
Cellular component (GO): nucleus; CCAAT-binding factor complex
Molecular function (GO): RNA polymerase II cis-regulatory region sequence-specific DNA binding; protein heterodimerization activity; DNA-binding transcription activator activity, RNA polymerase II-specific
Source: RefSeq, a predicted model, not a curated record
AUGGAUCCCCAAAACCCGUCCUCGGCUGGGCAUAACCAGCAACAACGCCAGCAGCCCGUCUACGACACAAGCCAAGGUGGCCAUUAUGGUGCCAGUGCUGCGCUCUCCCAACAAGGCUUUGCGCCCUCAGACCUUUACACGGGAACAUGGGCCAACGUUCAUCAGGGUCUUCAGGGCAACUACAAGGAAAUUCUGACGGCUUAUUGGCAACAAACUAUCAACCACCUCGAGAAUGAUACCCACGACUACAAGCUCCAUCAGCUGCCCUUGGCACGAAUCAAGAAGGUCAUGAAGGCGGACCCCGAAGUCAAGAUGAUCUCGGCUGAAGCACCCAUCCUCUUCGCCAAGGGAUGCGAUAUCUUUAUCACCGAAUUGACCAUGCGCGCGUGGAUCCAUGCAGAGGAGAACAAGCGCCGUACCCUGCAGCGCAGUGACAUUGCCUCGGCCCUCUCGAAGUCCGACAUGUUCGACUUCCUCAUCGACAUCGUGCCCAGGGAGGAAGCUUCCACACACGCAAAGCGCGCGACAGGUCAGUCCGCCGCCGCCGCCGCGCAGGCUGCGCAAAACGCCGCCCAGCAAGCUCAGGGCAUACCGGGUGUCGCUGCGCCUAGCCAUGGCGGACAGCAUCCCAUGGCCGCUCCUGACUACACGUUAGGUGGCCAUGCCAUCGCCCCUGAGGCCGACUAUCGCCAGCAGAACAUGUACUCGGGUCAGGUACAGCCAGGUGCUCCAGCGGCGUAUGGACAGCCUCAACCUCCCAUGUACGACGUUGAUGGCAUGUACUACUCGACAAUGCCUCCUCAACAGAACGCUUAA